Helicoverpa armigera (cotton bollworm) is the source of this 1079-nucleotide messenger RNA. It is a transcript of the gene Syt7, whose product is annotated as synaptotagmin-7. The record is from RefSeq and is a predicted model, not a curated record. The transcript has 7 exons. NCBI's taxonomy places the organism in Eukaryota, Metazoa, Arthropoda, Insecta, Lepidoptera, Noctuidae. Gene Ontology annotation, molecular function: SNARE binding; clathrin binding; calcium-dependent phospholipid binding. Gene Ontology annotation, biological process: regulation of calcium ion-dependent exocytosis; regulation of dopamine secretion; calcium-ion regulated exocytosis. Gene Ontology annotation, cellular component: exocytic vesicle; plasma membrane. Bases 152 to 1033 code for a protein of 293 amino acids.
CUCAAUAAGCUCUCCCCAAGCGAAGUCCCCGGCUGGCAGCAGCGCUGGAGCGGCUGCGAGUGCCUCCACAGCACCUGGUGAACGGACCCCGACAGCCCACAACAAGCAGCUGCAAAAUGUCAAGGGCCAGGACCAUCCACCGCACCCAUCUAUGGCGUUUCUUCAGAACCGAUCGAUUUCCCUGGUGGACAUGUAUAUCGACAACUCGGAGCCUUCGGAGAACGUCGGUCAGAUCCACUUCAGCUUGGAGUACGACUUCCAGAAUACUACUCUGAUACUGAGGAUUAUACAGGGUAAAGAGCUGCCUGCGAAGGAUUUAAGCGGGACAUCAGACCCUUACGUGAGAGUAACCUUACUCCCUGACAAGAAACAUCGCCUGGAGACGAAGAUCAAGAGACGUACCCUCAACCCGCGGUGGAACGAGACCUUCUACUUCGAAGGGUUCCCGAUACAGAAGCUGCAGAGCCGGGUACUUCAUCUUCACGUGUUUGACUACGAUCGGUUCUCGAGAGAUGACUCCAUUGGAGAAGUGUUUCUGCCAUUAUGUCAGGUGGACCUCAGCGAGAAGCCUUCAUUCUGGAAAGCCUUAAAGCCACCAGCCAAGGACAAAUGCGGGGAGCUUCUGACCUCCCUGUGUUACCAUCCCAGCAACAGCGUGUUGACCUUGACCUUGCUGAAGGCGAGGAACUUGAAGGCCAAGGACAUUAAUGGGAAAUCAGAUCCAUACGUAAAAGUCUGGCUUCAAUUCGGCGACAAGCGCAUAGAAAAACGCAAGACGGCCAUCUUCAAAUGCACCCUGAACCCGGUGUUCAACGACUCGUUCUCGUUCAACGUGCCCUGGGAGAAGAUCCGGGAGUGCUCCCUGGAUGUCCAGGUCAUGGACUUCGAUAAUAUUGGCAGGAACGAGCUCAUUGGGAGGAUAUUGCUUGCUGGUAAAAACGGCUCCGGCGCAACAGAAACGAAACACUGGCAAGACAUGAUAACGAAACCGCGACAGACGAUCGUCCAAUGGCAUCGCCUCAAGCCCGAGUGAACGAACAACAAAAAAAUAAUAAAUAAAUAAAAAAAAACACAAAAAA